Molecule: messenger RNA, 393 nt
Organism: Diversispora eburnea
Lineage: Eukaryota; Fungi; Glomeromycota; Glomeromycetes; Diversisporales; Diversisporaceae
Source: the annotation of a GenBank genome assembly
AUGACUAGAUCAUCAUCUUUGGAUAAACAUAAACCUAAAGUACUUCACGCAAAGUUCAAUAAUGCCAUAUCGGGGUAUUUGAAAUUUAUAUAUAUUAAUGAUAAGAAAACUUUGGUUAUUGGUCAAUUUUGUUCUGGAUUUGAAGGUUCUUCAAAUUGUUCCAAAAUUAUCCCUUCUCCUAAUGGAUAUAAGAUUAGAAUAGUAAGACGUCCUCAAUGUCCUUCCUUUAUACCAAGAUUCGACCUUUCACAUAGACUUAGAUAUAAGAUUACUCCAUCAGGUGGGACCUCUGAAAUGAAAUGUGAUUUUAAGUUUGGUUUAGAUGAUAUAAAAGGUCUUUUUGCUCAAGUUUCGCAAAAUCGUAAAGUAAUUGAUUUUGCUCCAAUUAAAUAA